AUGGCUGGCCCGGAUGAAGGAAGUACAGCAAGGCUAUCCAAGCGAAUGAGCGGAGCUGUAGACUCUAUUCUACCAAAGAUUCGAUCUAUGAUUGAGGAUCGCAUAACCGCGUCMUCACAGCCAGAUGAACUGAAGAAAAUUGACAUGGGAACGGCCGAGAACGCUUUGCUACAUUCUGAAAUCACUGCGAUCUAUCUACAAUCCCUGGAAGAAGGCCUAAGAGAUCACAAGUACUUGCCAUACCCGGACGGCUUUGGCGGUGCUCCAGAUCUCGUCGAGUCCCUGGCAAAGUUCUUCAACCGAUACUUCCAGCCACGCAAUGAAGUUUCCUCAUCUCAAAUUGUGGUGGCACCAGGAGCUACGACUUGCCUGGAGGCUCUGUUGCAUUGUAUUUGUGAUCCUGGAGAUGGAGUCUUGGUCCCCGCACCAUAUUGGAAUGGGUUCAAUGUGACCUUUUCAAUACGUCCACAGGUACGGAUAAUACCAUUUGGUGGCGGUGGGAGUGUCGAAGACACUCUUUCCUCUCCCAGCCGUUUUGUUACUUCUUUUGAGGCCGCUAUCGCUGCAUCGAAAGCUCCAGUUCGCGCGCUGGUUCUCACAAAUCCUCACAAUCCUUUUGGUCGCUGCUAUGCGCACGAGAUGGUGGCCUUGUGUGCGCAAUUGUGUCAAAAGCACAAUUUGCACUUCAUUUCAGACGAGGUAUAUGCCCUUAGUGUCUUUGGAGGCGACGAAUUAGAUGCCCAGCCAUCGUCUUUUCCAUCUGCUCUCCAGCUUGACCUGCAAGCCCUCAGCGUAGAUCCAGAUCGUGUUCACAUAAUAUGGAGCACCAGCAAAGAUUUCGGUUCGAGUGGCGUACGGGUGGGCGCUAUCAUAUCACAAGCGAAUGAAAGACUUCGUGCGAGUCUCGCUCUGGCUUCCAACAUUCAAGUGUCUUCGUUGGCUGCAGUCGCGACAACUGGACUUUUGACGUCUCCGGAGCUCGACCGGUUGAUAGUACUGAACAGACAAAGGCUAAAGGCAGCAUAUGAGAAAGUCACUGCAUUUCUAGAAGCCAAUGGCUUUCUCUACGUACCCGCUACUGCCGGUCCAUUCGUAUUCGCCAAACUUCCGGGAGCAACGGAGACCUUGUUGGAUGAGCAGCGAGCGGUACAGAUAUUUGCCUCAGCCGGUGUAACGGUCAGCCCUGGGACGAACUAUGGCUGGGGUAACUGCCAGUUUGGAUGGAUUCGCAUCACAUUUGCUAUCUCACAGCUUGAAGAAGGUCUGAAGAGAAUGGUUAUUGGUCUAGAAGGCAUGAUUUCAGGAGAUAUGCAAUAA
Ramularia collo-cygni is the source of this 1317-nucleotide messenger RNA. RefSeq names its product related to 1-aminocyclopropane-1-carboxylate synthase, and related proteins. Lineage: Eukaryota; Fungi; Ascomycota; Dothideomycetes; Mycosphaerellales; Mycosphaerellaceae. The record is from RefSeq and is a predicted model, not a curated record. Gene Ontology annotation, molecular function: pyridoxal phosphate binding; transaminase activity. Gene Ontology annotation, biological process: amino acid metabolic process; biosynthetic process. The transcript has 3 exons. The coding region runs from base 1 to 1317 and encodes 438 amino acids.